Funneliformis caledonium is the source of this 143-nucleotide messenger RNA. Lineage: Eukaryota; Fungi; Glomeromycota; Glomeromycetes; Glomerales; Glomeraceae. The record is from the annotation of a GenBank genome assembly.
GACUCAGAUGGUUUAGGAGUUUCAUGGGAAUUGAUACGUGAAUUUAACACAUCCAAUUUAUUCCUAUUAUCAUAUUUUGAUGCCGCUUUCUUGAUAAUAGCCUUCAUUGACCCUGUAUACCCUGAUUUAAUCUAUCAAGAUAC